ACAAUCACCACCCGCUUUGCGUGUACUCCACCACCUGCUUGUUUCCUAAUCCCUUUUUAUAUGAAAUGAAAUGACAUAUUGUCUCUUGGUUCCUUCUGAACAUUCUUCGUCUUCUUCUUCUUCUUCUCUCUCACUCUACUCUCUGCAGACAUUUCUCCACCAUGGAGUUCGGAAGUGUAGUUCAGCUCCUUGAAAACAAGGCCAUUUUAGUCACUGGUGCCACUGGCUUUCUGGCAAAGAUUUUUGUGGAGAAAGUACUAAGGGUACAACCAAACGUGAAGAAGCUCUACCUUCUUCUAAGAGCAGCGGAUGCCAAGUCAGCCACACAACGUUUGCAUAAUGAGAUCAUAGAGAAGGACUUGUUUCGAAUUCUGAAGGAAAAAUGGGGUACGAAUCUAUCUUCUUUUAUCUCUGAGAAAGUAGCUGUGGUGCCUGGAGACAUCUCUCUAGAGGAAUUGGGCUUGAAGGACUCCAGUUUGAGGGAAGAGCUGUGGAACCAAAUUGAUGUCAUUGUCAAUUUAGCUGCAACUACAAAUUUUGAUGAAAGAUAUGAUGUUGCAUUGGGAGUCAAUACAUUAGGAGCUAAGCAUGUUUUAAGCUUUGCAAAAAAAUGUGUUAGAAUACAGGUGAUUCUCCAUGUAUCAACAGCCUAUGUAUGUGGCGAAAGGGGUGGGCUAAUACUAGAGGACCCUUAUCGCAUGGGAGAAACACUUAAUGGGACCCCUGGAUUAGACGUCGAAGCAGAGAAAAAGCUGGUGGAGGAAAAACUGAACGACUUUCGAGCGAAGGGAGCUACUGAAAAGGAAAUUACAAUGGCCAUGAAGAACAUGGGUAUUGAAAGGGCAAAGGUUUACGGAUGGCCAAACACGUACGUCUUUACAAAAGCAAUGGGCGAGAUGCUGAUAGGGCACCUCCAAGAAAAUCUAUCUGUGGUAAUCGUACGGCCCACCAUCGUAACCAGUACUUACAAAGAACCCUUCCCUGGCUGGAUUGAAGGUGUCAGAACUAUUGACAGUCUAGCCGUUGGUUAUGGUAAAGGAAGACUAAAAUGCUUCCUGGGCGAUCUUAACGGAAUCCUUGAUACGAUACCGGCUGACAUGGUGGUAAAUGCUAUAAUCGUGGCGAUGGUGGCUCAUGCAAAUCAACCUCGUGAUAUAAUUUAUCAAGUGGGGUCUUCAGUAAGAAAUCCUCUGAGAAACAGCGAUCUUCAAGAUUUCAGCUUCCGUUACUUCUCCCAGAAGCCCUGGAUAAAUAAGGAUGGCAAACCUGUCAAGGUUGGCAAGAUGUUAGUGUUAAGCAGCAUGGAUAGCUUCCGCAGAUACAUGGCAUUUCGUUAUUUGUUCCUAUUAAAGGGACUAGAAUUGGUGAAUGCAGCAUUUUGUCGGUAUUUUCAAGGGACAUAUCUUGAUCUCAGUCGAAAGAUCAACUUUGCUAUGCGAUUGGUGGAACUUUAUGAGCCUUAUUUGUUCUUCCAGGGCGUCUUUGAUGACAUGAACUCGGAAAAGCUGCGAAUGGCAAUAAGAGAGAGUUAUGCAGAUGCAGACAUGUUUUACUUCGAUCCCAAGUGCGUGGAUUGGGAAGACUACGUGGUGAAUGCCCAUCUUCCUGGUGUGGUGAAGUACGUUUUCAAGUAAUAACCCACAAGUACUGCAAUAUUCUAGCUUGCUAUAAGUACGAUGUUUCCAGAACUUGUAAUUCAGAUUUUAAAACGUUUGUGUUCCAAGAGCAAUGUAUCUUGUAACAUUAGCUCAAGGCCAUGCAAUAUAUUAUUGCUGCAGAUAAGUUUAAGAACUUUAAUUUGUCAAGUGUAUCAAUUAUGAUAAUAUUCUAAUAUUUUUAUCAAGAAUGUGAUAAAAAUAGCUUUAAUUCUCAUCUUUUGAGAGUAUUUUAUUUGGUAA
Messenger RNA from Alnus glutinosa, 1898 nucleotides. Its product is annotated as fatty acyl-CoA reductase 3-like. Gene Ontology annotation, molecular function: alcohol-forming very long-chain fatty acyl-CoA reductase (NADP+) activity. Gene Ontology annotation, cellular component: intracellular membrane-bounded organelle. The coding region runs from base 162 to 1634 and encodes 490 amino acids. NCBI's taxonomy places the organism in Eukaryota, Viridiplantae, Streptophyta, Magnoliopsida, Fagales, Betulaceae. Gene Ontology annotation, biological process: long-chain fatty-acyl-CoA metabolic process; suberin biosynthetic process. The record is from RefSeq and is a predicted model, not a curated record. The transcript is spliced from 10 exons.